AUGAUGUCCCCUCGCCAGCUUAUGCGCAACUCGAACAUGACACAGAAAUGGCAGAGGCGAGAGAUAUCGAACUUCGAGUAUCUCAUGUUCCUUAACACCAUCUCCGGACGUACAUACAACGAUCUCAACCAGUAUCCGGUCUUCCCGUGGGUUCUCACCAACUACGAGAGCGAGGAGCUAGACCUCAGCCAGCCGUCCAACUACCGUGACCUCUCCAAGCCCAUCGGAGCUUUGAACCCAAGCCGCCGCGCGUACUUCGAGGAGCGGUACAACACUUGGGAGCACGAGUCCACACCCCCCUUCCACUACGGAACCCACUACUCCACCGGUGCCUUUGUGCUGAACUGGCUCGUACGCAUUGAACCCAUGACCACGAUGUUCCUGGCCCUGCACGGAGGCAAGUUCGAUCACCCCAACCGGCUGUUCUCGUCGAUCGCGUCUUCGUGGAAGAAUUGUCAAAGGGACACCUCUGAUGUCAAGGAGUUAAUCCCGGAGCUGUUCUUCCUGCCGGAGAUGCUGGUGAACAGCGCCGGCUACAAGCUGGGCAUAGCGGAGUCGCCCUCGGGCGACGUGCUGCUGCCGCCCUGGGCUUCCUCGGCCGAGGAGUUCGUGAGGAUCAACAGGAUGGCCCUGGAGUCCGAGUUCGUCAGCUGCCAGCUGCACCAGUGGAUCGAUCUCAUAUUCGGGUACAAGCAGCGAGGGCCGGAGGCGGUGCGCGCGACGAACGUGUUCUACUACCUGACGUACGAGGGCGGCGUCAGGCUGGACCAGAUCACGGAGCCGGUGACCAGGGCCGCGGUGGAGGACCAGAUCCGCAGCUUCGGGCAGACGCCCGCCCAGCUGCUGAGCGAGCCGCACCCGCCCAGGGCGUCCAGCAUGCACCUGGCGCCGCUCAUGUUCUCCGCCGCGCCCGACGACCUCUGCAUGCGGCUCAAGCUGCCCUCCAACGCGGCGGUGGUCCACGUCUCCGCGAACACCUACCCGCAGCUGGCGAUGCCCGCCGCAGUCACGGUGAGUGCGGCGAGGGCGUUCGCUGCCCACCGCUGGGCUGGCGGUGGCUGCGCCCACUCUGGCGCCAGGGCCGACCUGGCGCCCCACCACGGGCCCCACCACCACCACCCGCUGAUCAUGGACCCCGUCUGGGAAUCGCUCUCGUCCGCAGCCGGCGGCGGGGCGGGCGCCCUCUCGCGGCGGCAGCUCGGCGACAACUUCUCGCAGCGCGUGAAGGCGCGCACCAACUGCUUCGUCACCACGGUGGACUCGCGGUUCCUCAUCGCGGCGGGCUUCUGGGACAACAGCUUCCGCGUCUUCUCCACGGAGACGGCGAAAAUAGUACAAAUAAUCUUCGGCCAUUACGGCGUGGUGACGUGCGUGUCUCGCUCCGAAUGCAACAUCACGUCAGACUGCUACAUAGCCUCGGGAUCCGAAGACUGCACAGUGCUGCUGUGGCAUUGGUCGGCGCGCCACGGGGGCGUGGUGGGCGAGGGCGAGACGCCGUCGCCACGCGCCACCCUCUCGGGCCACGACGCGCCCCUCAACGCGGUGCUGGUCUCCGCCGAGCUGGGCCUCGUGGUCUCCUCCUCCAUCAGUGAGUGGCAUCCCACCAGGAGUGGACUCUUUUAUGACUACCGACUACUGAUAGGCAUCCGAAAGUUUCUAGACGGUGAUACCCGAACGUGGCCUUUCAAAGCAACUGAUACACUG
Iphiclides podalirius (scarce swallowtail) is the source of this 1704-nucleotide messenger RNA. The record is from the annotation of a GenBank genome assembly. Lineage: Eukaryota; Metazoa; Arthropoda; Insecta; Lepidoptera; Papilionidae.